This is a messenger RNA of Fibroporia radiculosa, 1209 nucleotides long. RefSeq lists its product as uncharacterized. The record is from RefSeq and is a predicted model, not a curated record. The transcript has 2 exons. The coding region runs from base 1 to 1209 and encodes 402 amino acids. Lineage: Eukaryota; Fungi; Basidiomycota; Agaricomycetes; Polyporales; Fibroporiaceae.
AUGGUCAACCAAGUGCAGGGUGAGUCUCCUGCUCCAUCCCACUUCCCAAUUCCUCCCUCUAGUCAGGGAGGCACUCUGCGCUCUUCGCACAGAGUGGGUUCUAGUUCCCAGAGUGCUUCUGCCUCGCCUGUUAGCAGCAAUGCUAACUUGUAUUUGGGUUCAGGCGUUAUUCGACGCGCUGUCUCCCCCACGUCCCUGGCCGCAGCCGCUGCUACUGUUUCAGAUGCAGCUGGCAAAGUCGACCUUCGCUACGGAGCCUUGUCCAUGGCUACCUCCGUAGACGAUGUUUUGGACGUCAUCCCGGGUCCCUACCGGGAUUCCCUUCGUGUUCCCCUCCUAGAGCUUCGCAAGAAGCAGGAGAAGUUGGUAGCGGUCAGGUUGUCUGUGGCACAACUUGAUGCGCACCGACGUGCGGACACCCUUCCUCCCCACAUCGCGGGGAUGAAGCUAGCCUUGCCGCAGGUAUCGGCAGAAUGGGCUAAGGGAGAGGUCUAUCAGGCGUGGGCAGACGAGCGCCAGAAGGCCUUUAGACAGGAUGUGCAGUGUACGCUUCGAGAGGCGUGGUACGAGCAGCGCGUCCUGGAGAUGAACUAUCUCGAAACUCAGCUGGCUAUGGAAACCGUACUACCACCAAUCGCUAAGACCAUCGGUGAGCUAUACGACGACCUAGCGACUCGCAGCAAGGACGCAAAGUGGGAGUCUGUGACUGUUGAAGGACAGACUACUCCUAGCGGCCACGCUGUGCAGGAGAGUCGCAUUGCUGGCUGGACUCCGAACCCUGUCAUAGCGUCGGAGUACAAAACCCUCAUGGCUGCACUUGGUCGAAUCUGCAACGCCGUCAUCACCCUCGAGUUGACAAAGGCACGCCGCGCAGCACAGAUUCGCCAAAAGAAGGCAGUUAUCAAGGAGACCGCAGAUGUGGAAAUGGGCGAAGCAUCUAGCAGCACAGCGGCCAUGCAAGCGGAGGUUCAACGAGCCGUCGCAGCUUCCUUAGAAAAAAUGGGGUAUCGCAAGGUGGGAGAUGACGCCAAAUCGCUGUAUAAGGGGAAGAAGAAGUCCGCUCGUAUCUCCACGGGCGGAAAACCGCCAAAAGCUUCAGGGAGUGGCACGCAGGCUGCAAAGGCAACGUCUGCCAAGCAACAGGCCACCCAGAAGAAGAAGCAGGCGGAGUCCUCAGACAGGAAGGGAAAAGGGAGGGCGCGAGAUUGA